Xenopus tropicalis (tropical clawed frog) is the source of this 2547-nucleotide messenger RNA. RefSeq names its product RNA binding motif protein 34 (gene rbm34). The record is from RefSeq and is marked provisional. Gene Ontology annotation, molecular function: nucleic acid binding; RNA binding. NCBI's taxonomy places the organism in Eukaryota, Metazoa, Chordata, Amphibia, Anura, Pipidae. Gene Ontology annotation, cellular component: nucleolus.
ACAUGAGGGAGAGGUGCCGAUUGGGGCUGCUUUGCCUUUCUUGCAGGUUUAGAGAGUGUGGGAUUCCGUGUUUGCCAGCGUUAUAUAUCCAGGCAAAAUGGUGAAAGAUGGAGGGAAAUCGAAAAAGAAAGCUAAGCGCAUGUGUAACUUACAGAGCAAUGAGGCAGUCGGUGAAUCUGAAGCCUAUGUAGCCGGAGAUGUGUCCAGCAGCUUGUUUCCAAAGAAAGCCAGUGAGAGUGCUACACACUUGUCAUCUCUAUUUGACACCAAAGGCCCCGCUGUUCAGCCAGUUUAUGUUCCUGUUAAAAUACCCAAGAGGAAGCUCCCGGAAGCAGAAGGAGCAGAUGUAAAGAAAGCAUGUAAAGAGACUGUAGUAAAAGCCAAAGUCACCAAAGAAAAGGAGCUUUCAGUCUCAGAAAAAAAACUAGCAGACAGGGAGCAGUCCUUGGCAAAUGCAGAUGAAGAAGAGACAAGAAAAAAUGUUAUUUCUAAAGAAAAGCUAAAGAGUAAAAAGAAUCAAAGUCUUGAUGAUGACGGCGUUGUUGUACAACCUCGGAAAAGAAAAGUAAACAGGGCAGAGGAGAGGAUAAAGAAUAAAAGAACUGUGUUUGUUGGUAAUUUGCCAGCCGACUACACUAAACAGAUGCUAAAGUCUCUAUUCAAAGAAUUUGGACAUAUUGAAUCGAUGCGUUUCCGUUCUGUGGCUCGUGCAGAGGCUAACUUGUCAAGAAAAGUGGCGGCUAUUCAGCGCAAAGUACACCCAAAAAGGAAAAAUAUUAACGCAUAUAUUGUUUUUAAGGACGAGAGUAGUGCUAGUCAAGCACUUAAAAGAAACGGAGCAGAGGUGGGCAGCGGAUUUCACAUCAGAGUUGAUAUUGCCUCGAAAAGGUCUUCCCACGAUAACAAAAGAUCAGCAUUCAUUGGAAACCUCCCUUACGAAAUUGAGGAAGAAGCUGUCCGAGACCAUUUCUCUGAAUGCGGCAAAGUACAAGGCGUCCGUAUCAUCAGAGAUCAAAAGACAGGAAUCGGCAAAGGAUUCGGCUAUGUUUUAUUUGAGAGUGCAGAUGCCGUCCAGCUAGCGCUGAAGCUAAACAACUCCGAGCUCUCGGGAAGAAAGAUCCGGGUCAAACGCAGCCUGACGGCAGAGGCCGCCCAAAAGAGCACAAACAAAUCUUCCGAUUUUAAGAAGAAGUUGGACACUUUAAAGCAGGCUAAACCACUCAAGGGCAACAGCUUCGUGGGAGAAACGGCCGAAGUAGGGAAGGCGAAAAAUAAGGGACACAAGAACAAAAAGAAAAAAACAGUUGGGAAUAAGAAAAAGAAGAAUAAAGAUUGAAAUUAAGAUCACAAGAUGAUUCUAAAACUGCUUCUUGGAUGGAUUUAAACUAUCAUUUUCCAGCAUUUUAUAGGAAAGAGAGAAACUGUGUUAGCAAAACCUUCACAAACAGGGAAUGUACAUGAACAUAAUGUGUUUCAGCUGCAAAACUGUACCUCCAGCGCUGAACUGGCUGAAAGGAAAAAUAUACCCCACGGGUGGGGAGGAAGAGAAGUAAUAGGGGUCAAUGGCAGCCAGGCUGCAGCGGGCGGUGAGAGUGAGCAGGCAGGCAUUGGGGAAUAGAAGCUGUGAGCAGAAGGUUCUACUUACUCUGUUGCAUGUCUCCCCGGCCACAAUCCAUGGGCUCCUAAAAGAGCACGGCCACCUAAUCUCAGUUUACUGGGCCUAUGGGCCCAAGCUCAUGUACAAAGAGUCGUCCUGGAAUGCCCCCACGUUUUUUUGUUUAUCAAGUAUCUGAGAAACCAUUUCCAAAUAUCCCUUAGGCUCCCCCCUCCCCCCCACCUUGUUCCAUUGCAAAGUGAUGGAUUCUGGGUCUUGAAAUCUUUCCAUAGUGGGUAAAGCACAGAUUCUCUGACGGCCAGUGAGAACAUUAAGGUGCCCAUACACGGGCCGAUUCUAGCUGCUGAUAUCGGUCCCUUAGACCUAUUUAGCAGCUUAUUGGCCCGUGUAUGGGCACUACCGAUGGGCCUGCUCGACCAACAUGUGGCCUGAAAUGGGGCAGGUUUGAAAUUUAGUCGGAUCGGGGACCGCAUAGGCUCGUUGAUGCGGUCCCCGAACCGACUGACGCCUAUACCCAUCAUUCUAAUUGGCUCAUUUGGCCCGUGGGCCAAACAACCGAAUUCGCCUGAUAUUGCCCACCUGUAGGUGGAGAUAUCAGAAGAUUUGCUCGCUUGGCGACCAUGUCUUAGCUUGUAUGGCUACUUCAAGUCCCAGAAUCCAUCACUUCAUGAUGAUACAAGGUGAGUGAGGAAUUACAUGACACAUUGAGCCUAAGAGGGUUGGCUCUGCAAUGAGAUGGUUUCAUUUAAAUUUGUGGUAUGGCACAUGUACGUACACAUUGACGCCGCACUUCCGCAUUCUCCGGUCAUCAGUCGUCUGGGGUAUGAAAAAGUCUGGCCACCCCUGCCCUAGUGCAACUCUACAACAGAUCAGAAAACAUAAGAUUCUCAACCCGCAUAUAAAAAUUUGCAUAAUUAAAGAGAUUAAGUACA